Molecule: messenger RNA, 2088 nt
Organism: Mauremys mutica (yellowpond turtle)
Lineage: Eukaryota; Metazoa; Chordata; Testudines; Geoemydidae
Product: tripartite motif-containing protein 15-like
Exons: 23
Coding region: 109-1581 (490 amino acids)
Molecular function (GO): protein binding
Source: RefSeq, a predicted model, not a curated record
AUUUUCUAGGAAGGAGAGACAGGGUAGAGAAGGUUGUUUGAUUUCAAAACAGAACAGGAGAUCCUAAAACUUCCAAACUGCAAAUCUCAGACGGCAUAAUAUAGAAUCAUGGGUUCACAAGUCUCUGUUUUAUUAAAGGAUUCGAUGAAAUCCCUAUGCUCUAGCUUGGUAAAACCGCACCCCCGGAUAAAUACAAUCACCCUCAUCGGAACUGGCACCAUUGUCUACUUUCUGUGUCGUAUUUGGAAAGCAAAAGGUUCCCACAUCCUUAGCUUGGUAGAAUCGCACCCCCGGAAAAGCACAAUCACCAUCAUUGGAACUGGCACCAUUGUCUACUUUCUGUAUCGUAUUUGGGAAGCAAAAGGUGCUAGUAUCUCUAGCUCGACACUGUUCCAUCACUGGUUGGAUAUCAUCAUCAUCAUCAACACUGGCACUAUUGUCUUCAUUCUUUGGAAUUCAAAAGAAAAAGCAAAAGCCGUAAAAGCAAGUGCUAGUAUCUCUAACUCGAUAAUACUGCAUCACUGGAUGGAUACAAUUAUGAUGAUCAACAGUGGCACUAUUCUCUUCAUUCUUUGUAAUUCAAAAGGUGCUAGUAUCUCUAGCUCAACAAUGUUCCAUCGCUGGAUCGAUAUCAUCAUCAUCAACACUGGCACUACUCUCUUCAUUCUUUGGAAUGCAAAAGGUAAGAAUUUCCAAACAUUCAUUACAUUAAUGUUUCCUCCAAGACUUCCAAAGACCUGCAGAGGGAGUGGGCAGGCGCAGUAUGUGAGAGCAGAGCAACUGCUGAAAUCAACUGGACAACUCCAGAAAAACAUUGAGCAACUCCAGAAAGAAAUUGAAAAAGCAAAACCUUCAGAACCAGAACAUGGUGAACUGAGAACUCAAAUCGCAGAGACAACUGAUCCAGCCAAGGAAACACCCCAGGGAAAAGACUGUGAUCUCCAGGACACAUUGAACCAACACCAGACCGAACUUUACCAACUCCGGACCAAACUUCACCAACUCCAGGAUGAACUUGAAUGGAGAAAGGCUCGUAAUGAGACAGAUGACAUUACACUUGAUGCCCGCACAGCCCACCCCAACCUCUCCAUUGCUGGGGAUAAGAAGAGUUUGAAACAUGAAGCCCAACCUCAAAAUGUUCCACCACAUCCAGAGAGGUUUGAUUCGACUGUCUGUGUGUUGGGUUUUGAAGGAUUCUCUUCUGGAAAGCACUACUGGGAGGUGAAUGUUCAGAAGAUCAGUGACUGGGACCUGGGAGUGGCCGGAAAAUCCACAAAAAGAAAAGGAAAACUUUCCAUAUCACCUAAAGAGGGAUUCUGGGCUCUGGGUCUGAGUGGCAGAGAUUAUUGGGCAAAAACAGAUCCAUGGACCCAGGUCACGGUGCAGAAAAAGCCCCAGAAAAUUGGAGUUUACCUUAGUUACCAAGAUGGGCAGGUGACUUUUUUCAAUGUAACUGACAUGUCUGUGUUGUUCACAUUUAAUGAUUGUUCAUUCUCAGGAGAGGUUUAUCCCUUCUUUAAAAAUCCCCACAAAGAAACAACAAUGAGAGUUUGUUCAAUUAAAGAAGAGGAAUCAAUUUAAAAUGCCGUGAUGUCCCGUUUUGUUGACCAAACUCAGCCAAAGCCCUGUGCUGCUUCAUGGCACUGUUGACCAAACUGAAUCAGAGUAACAGAAUGCUUUUCAGUUAGAAGAAAGGUGAUCUGGAAUAACAUUCCCUGUGAAAUUAUAUUUACAAAUAUUGCUAAUGCUGCAGGGGUGGCUCCGCAAAUAAGGAAUAGAACUGUACUGGAAUCUCACAAACAGAGCUAUUAAUGAUGAAAAUAACUUUUUUCAUAGCUAACUUCCAGUUUAUCUGGAUUAGGUGUAUUAGCAGCUAAGAGUAAGCAAAUAAUGUCCUAUACUAAUGUUUCUCUGCUAAAAUGAAUAACCAAUCUUUGAGUCAGGUAUAAAUACAGAUGGGGGAUGCACCUGAUCUUGAGAAAGUUUGACCAAUCGCACUGCUGUCUUUAGGAUGAUUGGUAAUUAAUUGACUUUUCCUUUCUGUAUUAUGUUGUACUAAUUUUGAUUAAUAAAAGUUGAUUGAGCCUA